AUGAAUACCACUCUUUUCAUCGCCGAUUAUGGCGACGUGAGCGACUUUGCAUUUGAGAAUGUCAGCACCCUUUCCCCGGGCGGCUAUGACUCCUUCUUUCCGGGCUAUCAUGUCCUCAUUGCCCUCAAUUUGUGGUACAAGCGUAUCCAGAUCUCCGUCUCGACCGUCGCUGCUGUGUUCUCUUUCGUCGUCCUAGUGGUCAUCGGAAUUGAGAAAUCAUUUCAUAACGUCACCAACUACUUCGUCGCAAACCUCAUGAUGUCCGAUUUCGUAUUUGCAGUUUCCUAUAUGGUCGAGGGGCUGAGCUUUGAUUCGUUUUCCAUGUGCGGUGGCCUGAUCAUGUACCUUCAGCAUAUACCAUCUUACUUCUUGCUAUGUGUGCCGGAUACUUCCAUAGCACUGGUCAACCACAUCUACAUCUACACCAUCAUGUUCCUCAUCCCCGGCAGCAUCCUCAUCUUUUGCUACUCCCGCAUUGCCUGGCGCGUUCUGCGUAGCUCCUUCCGCAAGAAACAUCUCUCCGUUGCUAGGAAACAGGAUGUAUCCGGUGGUCUUCGUGCCGCUCUCCAGACCAAGUUGACGAGGAUGGUGGUGUUGAUCUUGCUGGUGUUCUUUCUCUUUCGUGCUCCCCGCUCCACGUUUGUCCUCUACAAGUACAUGACGGGAUGGGCGUCGGCGAAGUUUGUGAGGGAUCGUAUUGUUCUGUUCACGUUUAUCCUCCUGAACCAGUCCAAUUGCGCCGUUGAUCCAUUUAUUUACGCCUUCUGCGCGCCGCAGUUUAGGGAAUAUCUGUUGAAGAAGCUGUGCUCUGGCUGUCAUCAGCGAAAGCAAGAUGAACCACAGACACUGUCAACCGUAUUGAGCCAAGCCACUUAA
This is a messenger RNA of Strongylocentrotus purpuratus (purple sea urchin), 876 nucleotides long. Its product is annotated as rhodopsin-like. Gene Ontology annotation, biological process: G protein-coupled receptor signaling pathway. The record is from RefSeq and is a predicted model, not a curated record. The transcript is spliced from 2 exons. Lineage: Eukaryota; Metazoa; Echinodermata; Echinoidea; Camarodonta; Strongylocentrotidae. Gene Ontology annotation, molecular function: G protein-coupled receptor activity. The coding region runs from base 1 to 876 and encodes 291 amino acids. Gene Ontology annotation, cellular component: membrane.